Messenger RNA from Rattus norvegicus (Norway rat), 630 nucleotides. Lineage: Eukaryota; Metazoa; Chordata; Mammalia; Rodentia; Muridae. The record is from RefSeq and is a predicted model, not a curated record.
UACUUCAGGCCAAAUCCAUUUUAUGAAAACUUGAAGAUAAAGGAGAAAGAGGUCAUGUCAUUACUGCACAACUUAGACACAAAGAACAUUGAACAUCGUGAGAAAUUUCAGGAGCUCAAGAAGGAGAUUCACUUCUAUUGCAACCUGCACAGCCGGCUCCUGAUGGACCAGGCAUGUAUGAAGAAGAAGUUGGUCACAUUGAAGCAGGAGAGCAAGGAGGUACAGCGAUAUUUGUUUGAGUUGAACCCGAAUGCUGAAAACGAACAGGAGAAGACCAGCAACCUCCAGACCCAGCAAAAUGUGGUCUCAGGAACUGCAGGAGACAUGGAAUAGGACAGAUCCCAAGAAGACAGCCCCCUGAAGAGUGAGUUUCUCUGUCAGGAGUUCCCUGCUGACGACAAUCCUCAACAGUCAAAGACUUUUUUGGGGAGAAUAUUCUUCUUCUCAGUUAAUUUCCUCAUUGUAUAGAGACCCUAAAUUUAUGUAUCCGUAUGCCAGCCUGUCUCAUUGAGGUCUUUCUCCUCUCUCAUACCGACAACACCAUUUGAGAGACAAAUGAGGGGACUGCCUUGAAAUCUCCCUAGAGGAGAAACAGCACUACAACUGUGUUUCUAAAUGUUCAUUAAGAAA